AUGGCAGACCCAUACCAAUGGCGCGAGUCGGUCCUCUCAACACGCAGUCUUUCCUAUGUCAGCACCUUCGACGCCCUCGAAUCCAGCCUGCGCCCUUCGACCCUCCGCAAAAACACCUUGACUUCAAUAUCCUCUUCUCUCGCCGAUGACCAAGACUUCCACGACGCCCUCACCCAAGUGCCCUCGUCCGACAUGCUUCCCUCAUCAGUAUCAACCUCACCACUCUUCCGCUUACCACGCGACAUUCGACUACAAAUCUACUCUCUCCUCCUCACCAGUACACAACCAAUCCUCUGGCCCACAGAGCACGCCUCCCACACUCUCGAUCCACAACUCCUGCGUUGCUGUCGCCCAAUCUACGAAGAAGCAGCUCACGUCCUCUACCAAACAAACACCCUCACCUUCGCUCACCCCAGCGAUGCAAACAUGUUUGCCCACGCUUUGAGUAAUCGCUCUUUCGCCUGCUUGGUCCCACACAUCAUUUUGCGUAUCCGCAGCAACGAUACUCGUCUCUGGACAGGCUGGUUCAAUACAAAUGCUGCCGAGCGCAGUCUCGUGCGCGACCUGCCCGGUCUUCGUCGGCUCACAAUCCGCUACAGAGGGCCUAGGUGGCAGCCGAGUCUGAACGAAAAAGCGAAUGCUGAUCUCUGGCUCAAGGAUCCAAAGUUGCAAGAGAUCAUUUUGAGUGUGAGAAAGUGUGUGCCUGAGGUCAGGCUGUUGCUGUGCGUGAGGUUACCUGACGAGGUCGCUGAAGAGAUCAAGAGAGGUUUGGACAAGACCGAGGAGGGAGAAGAGAAGAUGCCCCAUGUCAUGUUCAGGAGGUGGGUAUGGUUGAAUGGCUGUCAUAUUCGUGUCGAACCCCUUGGCAAGGAUGACGACGUAUGA
This is a messenger RNA of Aureobasidium namibiae CBS 147.97, 885 nucleotides long. RefSeq lists its product as uncharacterized. The coding region runs from base 1 to 885 and encodes 294 amino acids. The transcript has a single exon. The record is from RefSeq and is a predicted model, not a curated record. NCBI's taxonomy places the organism in Eukaryota, Fungi, Ascomycota, Dothideomycetes, Dothideales, Saccotheciaceae.